AUGACCAGGCUCACACUUCUAGCAGGCUUAUGUCUGGUGAUAUGCCAGCUGGGAUCUGCCACCCAGAUGGUAUGUUACUUCACCAACUGGUCCCAGUACAGACCUGGUGAGGGGAAGUACAUGCCACAAGAUGUGGACCCCUUCCUGUGCACCACCCUGAUCUACGCCUUUUCCAUCAUCAACAGUAACAACCAGCUGAUUACCUACGAGUGGAAUGAUGACAUCCUCUACAAGUCUUUCAAUGGCCUCAAGACCAAAAAUCCUCAUCUGAAGACUCUGCUGGCUGUUGGUGGAUGGAACUUUGGUUCAAGACAGUUCUCCAUCAUGGUGUCCUCUCCAGCCAAUCGUCAAACGUUCAUCCAGUCCUCCAUUAAAUUCCUGAGGACUCAUGGAUUUGAUGGUCUGGAUCUGGACUGGGAGUACCCUGGUGCUCGUGGAAGUCCUCCAGAGGACAAACAGCGGUUCACUCUGCUCUGCAGGGAGCUUGUUGUUGCCUACGCAGCUGAGGCCAAGUCCACCGGCAAUCCUCAGCUCAUGGUAACUGCUGCAGUGUCUGCUGGAAAGGGAACCAUCGAUGCUGGAUAUGAGAUUGCUGAGAUUGCAAAGGAACUGGAAUUCAUCAAUGUGAUGACCUACGACUUUCAUGGAACUUGGGAGCGGUUCACUGGACACAACAGUCCACUGUUCCGUGGAUCCGAGGACUUUGGUGAUCUCGUCUACUUUAACACCGACUAUGCCAUGAAGUACUGGAGAGACAAAGGCACCCCAGUGGAGAAGCUCAGAAUGGGAUUUGCUGCUUAUGGUCGUACCUUCCGUCUGACAUCAUCCAGCACUGGAGUUGGAGCCCCAGCUAGCGGUCCUGCAUCAGCCGGACCAUUCACACGUGAAGCUGGAUUCUGGUCCUACUAUGAGAUCUGUGGAUUCAUGAAAGGCACCACUCUUCGGUGGAUUGAGGACCAGAAGGUUCCCUAUGCCACCAAGAACAGUGAGUGGGUGGGAUUUGACACCAAGGAGAGCUAUGAGACCAAGGUGCGUUACCUGCAGGAUCAGAAGUUUGGUGGUGCCUUUGUGUGGGCCCUUGAUUUGGAUGAUUUUGCAGGACGAUUCUGCGGCGAGGGUAGCCAUCCUCUGCUGGCUCAUCUCCGCAAACUUCUUAAUGUUGAACUGCCCCCACUGCCCCCUACCACCACCCCCAAACCUGGUGCUAGCACCACCACCCCCAAACCUGGUGCUAGCACCACCUCCCGUCCAACCACCACCGCCACUACCACCACCCACGCCCCAGGAUCUGGCUUCUGCAACGGCAAACCUGAUGGCCUGUACCCCCACCCAGAUGACCAGAACAAGUUCUACAUGUGUGCUGGUGGCAUCACCCACGUGAACCAAUGCGGAAGUGGAUCCAUCUUUGAUGACAGCUGCAAGUGCUGCGUCUGGCCCUAA
Molecule: messenger RNA, 1440 nt
Organism: Anarrhichthys ocellatus (wolf-eel)
Lineage: Eukaryota; Metazoa; Chordata; Actinopteri; Perciformes; Anarhichadidae
Product: acidic mammalian chitinase-like
Exons: 11
Coding region: 1-1440 (479 amino acids)
Biological process (GO): carbohydrate metabolic process
Cellular component (GO): extracellular region
Molecular function (GO): hydrolase activity, hydrolyzing O-glycosyl compounds; chitin binding
Source: RefSeq, a predicted model, not a curated record